This is a messenger RNA of Lodderomyces pseudojiufengensis, 1278 nucleotides long. RefSeq lists its product as uncharacterized. Bases 1 to 1278 code for a protein of 425 amino acids. The record is from RefSeq and is a predicted model, not a curated record. NCBI's taxonomy places the organism in Eukaryota, Fungi, Ascomycota, Pichiomycetes, Serinales, Debaryomycetaceae. The transcript has a single exon.
AUGAGAUAUAAUUCAUUCAUUUUAUCUGCAACAUUAAUUUCAAUCGCUUUAAUUAUACCCAGUAUUAAUGGAGAAACAAUUGAAUCAGGAGUAAUUCCAACAUUAGUAGAAACUCCAGCAGUACCAUUGACAGAAGAAUCAUCAACACUUUUACAACCUGAACCAAUUGCUGCAACUUUACAAUCAUUAGCAUCAGAAGCAACUUCGCCAACAACAACUGCAACAAUUGCAGCAACUACGUCGACUGGAGGUUCAUUUCUAGAAGGGUUAGUUGAUGGUAUAUUUGGAGAUGGUUCUAGUGAAACAACUAAUCAAGUAAUUCAAAGUAACACUGCAGCCACUGGCUUAGGCUCAACUACAACACAAGGAUUUGUUGCAGGUUUAUUAGAUGAUUUUUUUGGAGAUGGUACAACAACUACUACCGCAGGUACAACUGGAGAUGAAACUGCAUUAGGACAACCUAUAGCAACUACAAAUACAGCAAGUAGUAGUGGUGAUUUAUUAUCAGAUUUAUUUGAUUCAUUUUUUGGAGAUUCUGGAGAUAGUAAUGCUGCUACAACUACACAAUCAACAAGUUCAUCAACUGGUGGUUCUAUACUCGGUGAUAUUUUUGAUGAUUUAUUUGGUGGAAGUUCUACAAAUUCAACUUCUACAAUUGGUCAAAGUACUUCAACUGCAACAUCUGGUGAUUUUAUUGAUAGCUUAUUAGAUUCAAUUUUUUCACCAUCUAAUUCAACAAGUUCAACUUCAAGUUCAAGUAGUGGUAGUGGAGAUUUUUUAACUGAAUUAAUAGAUUAUGGUAUUGAAAUUGUUGAAGAUUUAUUUGAUGGUAGUUCAUCAUUAUUUUCAGGUUCAGGAUUAUUAAGUGCAAUUUUAGGUUUUGCAGGAGAAAUUUUUGAUGAUUUAUUUGAUAGUAAUGCUUCUAGUUCAACUUCAUCAAGUGGUUCAUCAGGAAGCUUUUUUAGUGAUUUAAUAAGUUCAAUUUUUGGUGGUUCAUCAUCAAGUUCUUCAAGUAGUGGUUCAUCAGCUUCUGGCUCAGAUUUGAUCUCAGAUGUAUUUACAACUUUAUUUACUUCAAUUUUUGGUGGUUCAAGUGGUGCAAGUGCUGGUUCAUGUACUGCAAAUAGAUUUGCAAAAAGAUCAAUUGAAGAAAAAAAAGAAAUUAGAAGAUUAGUUAGAAAAAGUGUUAAUAAAGUUAUUGCAAGAAGACAUGCUGAAAUUGCAAAAAAGAGAGAAUUAUUAAAAAGAGCUGAACCUUUAAUUGAAUUGGUAAAUUAG